Tribolium castaneum (red flour beetle) is the source of this 902-nucleotide messenger RNA. RefSeq names its product proteasome subunit alpha type-7-1. Gene Ontology annotation, cellular component: proteasome core complex, alpha-subunit complex; proteasome core complex; nucleus. Lineage: Eukaryota; Metazoa; Arthropoda; Insecta; Coleoptera; Tenebrionidae. Gene Ontology annotation, biological process: ubiquitin-dependent protein catabolic process; proteasomal protein catabolic process. The record is from RefSeq and is a predicted model, not a curated record. The transcript is spliced from 2 exons. Bases 95 to 844 code for a protein of 249 amino acids.
UAAUUUUCGUGCCGGGCCGUCAAACGUCAAUUUUCUCGCAGUUACAAAGCAAAAUAUUAUUUAAGGUUAGUCGUUUGAAAGUUAUUUAAAAGCGAUGUCUGCGAGGUACGACCGUGCUAUCACUGUAUUUUCCCCCGACGGCCACCUCCUCCAAGUGGAGUACGCGCAAGAGGCCGUCCGUAAAGGCUCAACUGCGGUGGGCGUCCGCGGGGCGAAGGCCGUGGUCCUCGGUGUGGAGAAAAAGUCCGUCGCCAAGCUCCAAGAAGAGCGAACCGUUCGCAAAAUCUGCCUUUUGGACGACCACGUCGUCAUGGCUUUCGCCGGCUUGACCGCCGACGCUCGCAUUCUGAUAAACCGGGCGCAGAUCGAGUGCCAGUCGCACAAAUUGACGGUGGAGGACCCCGUCACGCUGGAGUACAUCACCAGGUAUAUCGCGGGUUUGAAGCAGAAAUACACGCAGAGUAACGGGCGGAGGCCGUUUGGGAUCUCGUGUCUGAUCGGCGGGUUUGACUACGACGGGAAGCCCCAUUUGUAUCAGACGGAGCCGUCCGGGAUUUACUACGAGUGGAAGGCGAACGCCACGGGGCGAAGCGCCAAGACCGUGAGGGAGUUUUUGGAGAAGUACUACACCCCUGAAGAGGUGGCGGAGGAGAGAGGCACGGUCAAGUUGGCCAUUAGGGCGCUGCUGGAGGUGGUGCAGUCGGGACAGAAGAAUUUGGAAAUUGCGGUUAUGAGACAUGGGGAGCCUUUGGUGAUGCUGGAUAGUGACACGAUUGAAAAGUACGUAACGGAAAUUGAGAAGGAGAAAGAGGAAGAGGCGGAGAAGAAAAAACAGAAGAAAUAGACUUUUUUAAUUACUUAUUGUGGUUCAUAAACUUUUUCAAUAAAUUUUUUUCGCUAAA